AUGAUGCGACCGCGCGAUCCGCGCUUCCGGCAGAGGAUCAAUCAGCUCUCCCACAACCUCGAGACCGCGAACGAGACCGCCCAGGAAGGGCUCUACACCUUUUCGCAGAACUACCUCACCCCCUGCUUAGCCGCGGUCGGGACUUGCGUGCAAGCAUGUACAGAUCCGUGCCUUCCGAGCCGAGAAGAUCAUCUCAGACGUCGGCGGCGCGGGCGUGCCGAAGCAAACUUUGAUUUCUACGAUGAUUGGGAUAAUGAGGAAGCCGACGAAACACUGCUGGGUUGGGGCACGGGUGAGCUUGACCGGUUGCUGGCUGGUAGCGGUCUGACGAGGGGAGGUGCUGAGCAGCCGCGUCGCCCUAGACGCAUGAGCUAUGGGACACGUCACACAAGGCGCAGGAGUGCAGUGCAUAUUCCUGAUAAUCACAGCGACCCGACAGUAAUUCCGAGUUCGUCAUUGAUCGGGUUUCUUGAACGGUUCCCCUGGAGAUUUGGCGCAAAGGGUGUAAAGUAUCGACCGUCAGCGGCGGACUUGCAAGAACACCCUGGUAGUCUGAGGCGGUAUAAUCAAGAUGAGAACGAGCCUUUGAUGGAAGCUACAGACGAUGGUGGGGGCCGGGUAUCUUACGCCGAUCAUGGGAGGAACCGAAGUUUAACACAGUCGUCGAAAGGAACAUCAAACUCCCUGAGUUCUCGCGGCGAUCUAUUUCCAAGUGACGACGAGGAAGAUGCGGUUCCGCUGGACGAUGAAUUCGCACUUGCCUUUGGCCGUCGGGGAACCGGUCUGGAAUCGGAUGAUCAGUCUGGUAUAAAAUCGGAGAUGUUCAGAUCGGCGUCCGGAACGUCUAGCCUUGCGGAUGCAUCUUCAAGACAGUCAAAGAAGAUCAAGAAACAACGAUCAUCGACGAGAUCACGGAUGAGCCCAGAACCUGGCGUUACUCACAAUGUUGACACGCUUUCCAUGGCUGAUAUCAAAAUGGAGGAGGAACGGGCCAGGUUGGAAGAAGAGGCAGCAAUCGAGCGAAAACGCUCGGCUGCCCAUGAGCUGGCUUUAAAACGUGGUCUAGAGCCGAGUGAUACAGAUCCGUCUGCCCCGACCUCUUAUCCCCCAGAGCAAGCAUCUGGGAUUAUUGCAAGUCCCCCUGAUGCGCAAGUUUACGAAGUAUACAUUCCCAAACGUCGUCCUAGAGAAACAAGCGAGUCCUCGGCUCGCCGGUCGUUGGGUGACCAAACCGAGCCAUUCCCGCCAUUCCCACAACCAACAUCGUCGACGACGGCAGGAUCUCCAGGCGUCGCGGGUGCGUCGCCUCGAUCUGACUCCAUAGAUCUUUCAGCUGCUACAUCGGCUCCGAGGAAUAAGUCGCAUCUGGAUGGCGGAGAUACGCCGCAGUAA
Molecule: messenger RNA, 1392 nt
Organism: Penicillium argentinense
Lineage: Eukaryota; Fungi; Ascomycota; Eurotiomycetes; Eurotiales; Aspergillaceae
Exons: 2
Coding region: 1-1392 (463 amino acids)
Source: RefSeq, a predicted model, not a curated record